Messenger RNA from Manihot esculenta (cassava), 1298 nucleotides. Its product is annotated as probable serine/threonine-protein kinase WNK11. Bases 185 to 1093 code for a protein of 302 amino acids. Gene Ontology annotation, molecular function: ATP binding; protein serine/threonine kinase activity. Gene Ontology annotation, biological process: protein phosphorylation; intracellular signal transduction. Lineage: Eukaryota; Viridiplantae; Streptophyta; Magnoliopsida; Malpighiales; Euphorbiaceae. The record is from RefSeq and is a predicted model, not a curated record. The transcript has 3 exons. Gene Ontology annotation, cellular component: cytoplasm.
AAUCUGUCUCGUACGUUUCCGUGAUCCUUUGUUUCCCUCGUUCUCGCAACUUCACAGUUCCCUCCUUCCUCCCUCUCCCUCUCUCUCUCUCUCUCUCUCUCUCCCUCCUCUAAUCAGUGCUUCUGAAAUUCUCAACUUGAUCACCUGAAUUCUCAAGAGUUUCUCUUCAUCUGGAUAUUUGAAGAUGCCAGCUGCAAGGCCCAAUACAUCGGAUAGAGAUGGUGAACCAUUUGUAGAAGUUGAUCCUACUGGAAGGUUUGGGCGAUAUGAUGAUCUGCUUGGUGCUGGUGCUGUGAAGAAGGUUUAUCGGGGAUUUGAUCAAGAGGAAGGUAUAGAGGUGGCAUGGAAUCAAGUGCGGUUGAGGAACUUUAUUGAAGAUCCAGUACUCAUCAACAGGCUCCACUCAGAGGUUAAGUUGUUGAGAUCAUUAAAGAACAAGUAUAUCAUUGUGUGCUACAGUGCUUGGUUGGAUGAGGAGAAUACUACACUGAAUUUUAUUACUGAGGUGUGCACAUCUGGAAAUUUAAGAAACUACAGGAAGAAGCAUCGUCAUGUCUCCUUGAAAGCCUUGAAGAAGUGGUCAAAGCAGGUGCUUGAGGGGUUAGAGUAUCUCCAUACACACGAUCCAUGCAUUAUUCACAGAGAUCUGAAUUGCAGUAACAUCUUUGUCAAUGGAAACAUAGGCCAGGUGAAAAUUGGUGACCUUGGCUUUGCAACAAUAGUGGGGAAGAGCCAUGCAGCACAUUCAAUCAUAGGUACACCAGAGUUUAUGGCACCAGAGUUGUAUGAAGAGGAUUACACUGAGUUGGUGGACAUAUACUCUUUUGGACUGUGCUUGCUAGAGAUGGUUACAAUAGAGAUGCCAUACAGUGAAUGUGACAGUAUUGCCAAGAUAUACAAGAAGGUGACAACAGGAGUAAAGCCCCGAUCCUUGAGCAAGGUAACAAAUCCAGAAGUGAAGGCUUUUAUUGAGAAGUGCAUAGCUGAGCCAAGGGCAAGACCUUCAGCCUCUGAUCUUCUCAAGGAUCCCUUCUUUUCUGAAGUCAACAAUGAAGACGAGACGGAGGACCCAGAUGCAUUACAUGUCAGGUGAACCAAUGGCUCCUAUAGUUCAGGUUUGUGAUUGAUGUUUAAACCUGAAACUACUAUCCACAACUCUUCUCCUUAUUGUGAUGUAAAUAAAUAGUAGUGGUAGUAGUGUUGUUUUAGAGGGGUUGGCUUGUUUUGCUAAUUGUAUUGUGCUGUAAAUAUGUUUCAUAAGAAAUAUGUGUAAUUAAUUUUCACUAUUUUUUUCUCAA